CCGCCCUCAGUCUACACAACACUAUCUGACUACAUCUUUGUAACAGUUUCCCAAAUAACUGUGUGCUUAGCCCGUCUCACGUUAGCGUGAGCAAAGAAAUAACACAGUCACGUAUUGAGUAAAACUGUUUCGCGGCGUACUGUUCUCUUAAAGAAACAGCUACGUUAUUCGGCGGCCUGCAUUUCCUAUGGCGGUGUGUGUCACUUUAACGCUCCCAUGCAGUUGACAAAGUGGACUAUGCGGACUUCUUUUGCAGUAUUCUCAUUCUUUGCUGUUAACCCCUGUGCGCAGGGGUCCAGGGUCGAGUAGGCCGCUCCAGCUACCACGGUGGCAAUUGGCUGCACUCUAUUCUUGUGCACUCAGCUGCUGCUUCUUGCGCAAACACAGCAGAUAUCACACGCGUCACGCACUGGCGCACAAACCGAGAGCGACCCACACGCUUGUCUCUUAGUGUGAGUGUGCACGAUGAAUGCCCGAGCCCAAAGUCCUCCGGUUCAUGUCGUUGAGUCACAUCGGCAUGUGUGAAGAUUAACGACGAGUGUGUGCACCAGUCAAAUCACUGCCUGCUGUACUGCUGCGCGCCCCUCAGCCGACACGGUAGCCGGAUAGCGUGUCUGGACGCCGAAUUCAGAGAAAGGGACAAACCGGUUUGCCUUCAGGACAACACGAUGGCCGAGAGACGGAUCUCGCGGUGGUAUUUUGGGGGAAUCGCGUCCUGUGGAGCUGCAUGCUGCACACAUCCUCUUGAUCUCCUGAAGGUUCACCUGCAGACCCAGCAGCAGGUCAAGAAGAGGAUGAUGGGAAUGGCUGUUCAUGUGGUGAAAAACGAUGGCUUACUGGCUCUGUACAAUGGCCUCUCAGCUUCUCUUUGUAGACAGAUGUCUUAUUCUCUUACCAGGUUUGCCAUCUAUGAGACAGUGAGGGACAUGAUGGGCAGUAGUGGCCCCAUGCCAUUCUACCAGAAGGUCAUGCUAGGAGCCUUUGGCGGUUUCACUGGUGGCUUUGUGGGAACACCAGCAGACAUGGUGAAUGUCAGGAUGCAAAACGACAUGAAGCUGCCUGCUGACCAGAGGAGGAACUACAAACAUGCCAUUGAUGGGCUUCUCAGAGUCUUAAGAGAAGAGGGUGUGAGAAAACUUUUCUCCGGAGCCACAAUGGCUUCCAGCAGAGGAGCGAUGGUCACUGUUGGACAGUUGGCGUGCUACGACCAGGCCAAACAACUUGUGCUGGGGACGGGAAUUAUGGGAGAUAAUAUCUUGACACACUUUAUUUCCAGCUUCAUUGCUGGUGGCUGUGCUACAUUCUUAUGCCAACCUCUAGAUGUGCUGAAGACCAGACUGAUGAACUCGAAGGGAGAGUACACAGGGGUGAAACAUUGCCUACAGGAAACUGCAAAACUGGGCCCUCUAGCGUUUUACAAGGGUCUCGUCCCCGCAGGGAUUCGUUUGAUUCCCCACACAGUUCUCACCUUCAUUUUCCUUGAGCAGCUCAAGAAAUAUUUUGGCAUCCGCAUCAUUUCCUGAGCCCACACAGAGCUGAUCCUGCAUGUGCACUUGUGCUUGUCUUUUAGCUCUACCUCUGUCUCUAAACACCACAUUUUAAUUUAAUGUUUGGACUACAGUGGGCACCAACUGCUGCAGACGUUAACACUGGAAUUAAAAACAGACCACGGGUGAGAACGACUAUGUAGAGACAUAACAACCCAUUCAAAUGUAGAGUGAACAGGACUACAACAUGUUUGCCUUUGGAUGACUGCAGCUAUUCAUCCGUUUACCUUGACAAUGAAAGACAAAACCCUUGUAACGUUGUAACAAGUAAACAAUACCAUCAGACCUGUCAGGACUCUAGUGUAGCUUAAGUUUUCUGUAGAAAAAUGUGAAUCUUGUAGUCGUGUUUUACACUCAGUUUUGUUCAUGUUGGGCUGAGAAUUAUUUGCAAAUUGUAGAAAAUGUUUUCUGUUGUAAUUUGUGCUGCCAUUUUCCAAAACCUAAUGUAUCAACAAAACUCAGUGAUUCGGCUGGCAUGUAUUUGCAUAGUAAUCAUUCCUUAUAGUGCUGACCAAAUGGGUUGCACCAUGAGUUUUAUUGUUUUACAGAUUUGUUUGUCCUUUAAUGAAUAUUUUUUUUACUAAAAUGCAAAUCAUCCUCUAACAUGUAAAAAUUUCAUUUAAACUUGAUUGUCUUUUACUUCAUUCCGCCAAUGUCAGGGCUUUCAUUUUAUUACUGAUUUUUUUCCAAGGACCAAGUUUGUUUUUUUAAGUGCGUUAAUGAAGAUACUGUUAAAAGUGUUGAACAAAACAGUGACUUCUAUUUUACGGUCCUAGUUAAUUACCACUAAAAAUAUUUUACCUACUUAAUAUAUGAAUAAAGAUGUAGAGUUCUACUGCACAUGAGUAUGCAACUAGCAUCAGCAUAGUACUGAGCAUAAUGUUACUGUUUAAUUUAAAUGUGCCAUUGGCUUUGUGUCCAUUUCCAUUUGUCUGUUAGCAGCUAUUCUAGUAAUUUGAUCUCAUGACAAAACUGCUUGCUAUGUAUCUUCACACCUGGUAUUAAAAUGUGCCUUAGAGCUCCUUUGAUUGGACGUGGAGGAUGUGUGCUGUAUCCUGGUACACACUGAUGACGUGUUUUUGUUUCCUUGAGUUUAGUAAUGCUGUUUUUUUCCAGCCGUUUAAAUGUCUGCGUGUGUGUAUAACUUUGUUUUGGUAACUGGCCUGAAGAGUGAAAGAAAUUCAGAAAAGAACUUGCAGUAAGUUAACACAAAUUAAAAUGUAAUUAUUAGAAAAAAUUCUUAUUAGCAAAAAAAAGAAUUCUUACUUUUCCAUACACUGUGAACUGUAGAGACACUGUCCUACAAACACCAAGCCACCCCAACCCAUGUGCAGUUGUCUUACACCCGGAGGGUUGUGGGUUCAAUUCCGUGCUUAGCUCAUUAUAUUCCACAUCCAGGUAAAUGGCAAAAGCUGUAGUGAACAUGCUUUGAGAAGUCAUCAAAGAAUUGAGAAGACAGUUGUGUGUUGACUCAGGACAGAUAUUCACACUCAUUUCUAUUGAGGCACUUUAGCAAAUAUCAUAGAUCAUACUGAACAAAUCUAGCAAGAUAAAAUGUUUAUAAAAUAUAUAUUCAUAGAUACAUAUAUAUAUAUAUAUAUAUACAUAUAUAUUCUGUGAUGUACAGAAAACCCUUCUGUACCUGCUUUAAAAUUAAUUGCAGGUAAUUUUGUCUUACAUCAUUUUGCCUACUGGGAGUGAUAUUGUGAUCUGUGACUUCGUUCUGUACUCCUGCAGCUCCUGAUGUUAAAUUACAAUUGCUGCUUGUGAACUGAACACUUUCCUCCUGUUAUAUUGUAAUUGAGGCAUGGCGGCCAUCUUAAAGGUGAGGUUUUCUUUUCCUAUGCAUUAAAAUAAAAUUUGAGGGACCCAUUGUUGGGAAUGUUUCCAUCUGUUUUAAACUGGUACAUUGUACUAUAGAUCAAACAAAAUAAACAUUUUGGAUUUAAAA
Molecule: messenger RNA, 3498 nt
Organism: Cynoglossus semilaevis (tongue sole)
Lineage: Eukaryota; Metazoa; Chordata; Actinopteri; Pleuronectiformes; Cynoglossidae
Gene: slc25a10b
Product: solute carrier family 25 member 10b
Exons: 11
Coding region: 669-1523 (284 amino acids)
Biological process (GO): transmembrane transport
Source: RefSeq, a predicted model, not a curated record